Molecule: messenger RNA, 1392 nt
Organism: Tetranychus urticae (two-spotted spider mite)
Lineage: Eukaryota; Metazoa; Arthropoda; Arachnida; Trombidiformes; Tetranychidae
Molecular function (GO): protein binding
Source: RefSeq, a predicted model, not a curated record
GUGUAAAGAGUUUGUUUCAUUCUGGAAAUUGAUAGAUGUUUUUCUUUUAAAUUGGUUCUACUCUCUACAAUGUCAAUAAUUUACUAUUUAUUUAGUUCAACUAAUAAUUAUUUUUUUUAGUUAGUAUCAGUCCAUCAAAAUUUCCAUCCUUUAAGUAACAGGAUGGUUUUAACACUUUUACGAGCAACUAGUCGUAAAGCUUUUGGAUCCUUUGUAACAAGGAAAAUCACCUUCAACCAUAAUGAUGGAUGUGAUCAUGAUGAUAAUAAGCAACAGAAAGGUGCUCCAGACGAGAAAUCGUACCAAUGCAGGCUCGAAAGUUUCAUCAACUUCCAGCGAAUGGUAUUUCAGAGCAUUGGAAUAUUUGGAAGUCUCGUAUUGAUAGGUACAAAAUGUCAUACCGACUGCAUUCGCGUCAAGACAAGUGCAAACUUCAACAUACCACAUGAUAAUAGAUGUUCAUUUCUCGAUGGUUUGAACAAAAAUUUGCCUGACAUAAGAUCUCAUUCAUACAAUCAGUUAAAUGUACUGCCUCUUCAUAUUCUACCUGAUUCAUCUUCAUCAUGUGAAAAUAACGAAAGUAAACCUAAAAAUGCAAUCAAAGACGAUAACGUUAUUGAUAAGAUUCUUCAAAACAUGAAACAUGAGAUGGACGUUUUCGCUGAUGAGUUUAAAAAUGUUAAAGCAUCAAUGCUUUUGUAUAAUAAGCGAGUCGAUGAAGCAAUAAAUUUACUCAAGUCUUGUCCAAAUAGUGCCAAAGCGAUGUUCAACUUAGGAAUCGUCUAUGAAUCUGGCCAACAUGAUCCAAUCAAUGGAAUACCUAACUAUACUAAUGCAUUAAAAUACUAUACAAAUGCAGCCCAUCUUGGCCACAGUUUAGCUCAUUAUAAUUUAGCAUUGAUCUACCUUUACGGUAAAAAACCAAUCCAAGCGGAUCCAGCAAAAGGAAUGAGCCUAUUGCAUAGAGCAGCGGAACUUGGUGUUGAAGAAGCUAUAAAUUUUGUAAGAGAGCAAAGUCUGAUUCGGUCCGAGGAAAGAGAUUUGCGAAUUCGACGAUCUCAAGAGUUAUUUGACCAGAUCAAGAAAACUAAUAAUAAUAAUUUUCACACUUCUCAAUCUUCACCGAACUUUUUGACAUCAAUCAUCGGCUUUUUGGAGCCAACCAUCAAAGAUUUGCCCCCUAAACAAAGCUCGAUGAUUGACGAUGAACUACUUUCUUCCUCAGAUGAAGCAUUUUACGACAGUGAUGAUUCUCUUGAAAUUGUAUUCUCUGAUGAAUAGUUAUUAAGUUAACAGUUGUGUUUCUUUGAAUGUAAAUAUUAAUCAUAAACAAAUUCAUGACCAAUAUUAUGAAAACAGAAAAAAAUAAAUCUUACCAAUUUUUUGUCUUCA